CACACACUUUCAGGGAUACGCAGAUCGGUAGGCAACUCGGUAAGUGUGUAAUGGAUUUCCUAUUACAAGACGACUGUUUUUUCCACUGAGCCAAAGUCCCCCCUCCGGAUCUCUGACCGCACUGUCAGAGGAAGCAUGUCCUCCCCGGCGAGCAGACGGAACAGCUGCCGAGGAGCCGCAGCUGGAAGCAGAGCGGAGAGCCACCCUGGCCGCCGCCGAGCCUCCAGCUGCCCUUACUUCUCCCCCGGAGCGCAGUCCGAAGACUUCCCCGUCAGUCUGAGUCAGCCCAUGUUUGCUAUAACGCUGCGGUUCCUACUGGCAGUGGACCUGUGGCUGUCCAAGCGGCUCGGAGUUUGCGCCUGCGAGGAGUCGCCGUGGGGCAGCAUACGGCCCCUGGUGCGGCUGGUGGAGUUUUCCGGGCAUGUCAUCCCGUGGCUCGUCGGGACCGUGUACUCUCUGCUCCGCGGGGAGAGCGUGGCGGAGCAGGAGCUCAUGCUGAAUUUGACGCUGGCUCUAAUUCUGGACCUGCUGGUGGUCCGAGCCGUGAAGAUGCUGGUGAGACGUCGAACACCUGCCCAGAACCGCUCUGAUAUCUUCUCAGCCUUCUUUGUGGAGCGCUACUCCUUCCCCUCAGGCCACGCCUCUAGGGCUGCCAUGUGCGCCCGCUUCUUCCUCGCCCAGCUGGCAGACACGGCCUCUAUGAGGGUCCUGGUGGUGGGCUGGGCUGUCCUGGUGAGUCUGUCCCGGCUGCUGCUGGCCAGGCAUUAUGUGACGGAUGUCGGCUUUGGUUUGGCCAUGGGAUACUGCCAGUACAGCGUGAUGGAGAGGCUGUGGGUGACUUGGGACUGUCUGCAGGACCAGCUGUUCAUUCAACUGAGAGAGAGCCUGGACAGGGCUUAUGAUGGACUGUGGAUGGUAGAUUGGAAACAUUAGGUCAGAUGUGUGUGUGUGUGUGUGUGGACACAUGUGUGCGUGUGUGUUAGCCUUUGUGUUGAGAAAAUGUGCAGCCUGUUUGUACUUAAACACAAAAAUCCUGCUGAACUUUAGUUAUUUUUCAAAUAAAGUCACAUAUGUGCUGUUCUGGA
Messenger RNA from Fundulus heteroclitus (mummichog), 1085 nucleotides. Its product is annotated as phospholipid phosphatase 6. The transcript is spliced from 2 exons. NCBI's taxonomy places the organism in Eukaryota, Metazoa, Chordata, Actinopteri, Cyprinodontiformes, Fundulidae. Bases 136 to 933 code for a protein of 265 amino acids. Gene Ontology annotation, molecular function: sphingosine-1-phosphate phosphatase activity. The record is from RefSeq and is a predicted model, not a curated record.